AAUGAACUUCUUAAUUUCAAUUUAUUUGUGUUGCUUGUUUUUAUACUGGCAUGUGAAUUCCCAAGAUUUAACAGCUCCGGAAUAUAGAAAAUAUCCAGAAUGCCUUCUAGCUGAAGAUUCUGGCUUUUGUACACCUGUCACCAGAUACGGUGUGGUACUUCCAACCGAGGCGAACCGAGACGAACCGGGCACUUGCACUAAUUUCUCUUAUUACGGCGAAGGCGGUACCAGGGGCUUCGCUUCCUUCCAAGACUGCGUCUAUGCCUGCACUAAGGGACCUUUAACUGAUCUUAUACAAGUCGGAAAAUAAAAAGUGAUUGUCUUGAGUUUUUCCUAUUAUAUGGUUUAAUAA
Messenger RNA from Papilio polytes (common Mormon), 352 nucleotides. RefSeq lists its product as uncharacterized. Lineage: Eukaryota; Metazoa; Arthropoda; Insecta; Lepidoptera; Papilionidae. The transcript is spliced from 3 exons. Bases 2 to 310 code for a protein of 102 amino acids. The record is from RefSeq and is a predicted model, not a curated record.